This is a messenger RNA of Solanum dulcamara, 2940 nucleotides long. RefSeq lists its product as uncharacterized. The transcript is spliced from 8 exons. The coding region runs from base 203 to 2626 and encodes 807 amino acids. The record is from RefSeq and is a predicted model, not a curated record. Lineage: Eukaryota; Viridiplantae; Streptophyta; Magnoliopsida; Solanales; Solanaceae.
UUAUUUUAAUUUUAAUUUAGCUGACUUGUCCGUUUCUCUAGCCAGGGUGCGUUCUAAGUACGCCAUAUUAUAUUCCAAUUUUCUUCAAUUCCAAAAUCACCCUCAUUAUUUAUCUCAAAAAGACGAAAAAGCCCAGAUUAUCAAGCGACGCGAUUGGUGGAAUACAACAAUUAGAGACUCAUACGGUCACACCGAAUCAACAAUGCCACGUCAUCUGAGUAGUUCAAGUCCACGUGUCAUAGAUAAAAAAGAAACAGAUGGCCCCACACCGAACCCUUUAAAAACUCUUUAUAGAGCCUCCAUAAGCGCCAAAACACACACACACACACACACAUAUAUUACAACACCCUACCACCACCACCACUCUCUCCCUCUAAAACCUCUUUCUCUCUCUAAAUUUUUUCACUUUUGCAAAAUUUCCCGAUCAGAUUUUUCGAUCACCGGUUCAAGAUUUUCAAUGGGAUGUGACAAAACAGAGAACCUGCCAGACCCCCCAAGUGUUGAUGAGGGAAAGAAGAGACCGGAGGAGGAUAUAAAUUCAAGAUUGUCAAUGGGAUGUGACAAAACAGAGAACCUGCCAGACCCAAGUGUUGAUGAUCUCUCCCUCAGUGUCAGUCAAAGUGGAGCUGCUGAUUAUAAUGGUGCUAUCCAAGGUGGGUUCGGUUCAGGGGCUAAUGUCACAUCCUUCCCUUUUGUAUCUCUGCCUGCGGUCCGUCCUCUUCCAGGAAAUGUUCAUGAGAUUGAGGUGGUCGAUUUGAUAAAUCCCAAUACCUUACAUCAUCACCAUCUUCAACUGAAUUUGAUGAAUGUCAGAAAUAUUUCACCCAGCUUUUCCAGUCCAUCAGAAAUGCCAUAUUGCAUGGAAAAUAGUGCAGAGAUAAACCAUUCAAAUAUGAAUAACAAAACACCGACCUCGGAUAGUCUCAUGAAUCAAGGUGUCUUGUCCAAGGGAAUCCAGAAUUCUGGGGCCAGCAUAAAUUUUAUGCCUAUGCAAAGCAGUGGAGCUGGAUUUUUUGAGAAGUCUGAGGAAGUAACAGGUAUUAGUCAAAAUAGCUUCCAGGCAAGUGGAAGUCCUUUUGGCAUAGGGUAUAACGUGCAGAAUGCUAUAAGUAUUGGCGGAAUAGGAAUUCAUAAUGAUGCCAACAUCAAUCAUGGUCCUUUCUCUUCACGAAGGAACAUUGAUGGUAGUUUUCUGACCCUUGGAAUGGGAAGUAAUAUAGAGGAUAGAACAAACCUUAGAUUCAGCAGCAAAGAGGUCAGUGGCAAAGAGGUCAGCAGCAGACUGGAGGAAGCUGUUUUACCACAAAGUAACAAUUCUCUCAUUUUACAAAUGAGAAGAAAUCUCCCAAGUUUAACUCAUGGUGCUCCUGGUGGUAUUACAAAUUUCCAGCGUGAUAGUGGUGGUUUCCCAAAUUCAGCUUGGAAUUCGGGUGUGCUUGCUCCUGACUCUAGAAUCAGUGCACCUCCAUUUAUGUAUGCAACACCAGAUGAGAGACUCAACUUAGGUAACACCAGAAGUUUAGGUGCUGUUGGUAGAGCUGAUCUAAGACUCUCUGAACCUGAUCCUCUCAUGUACGCCCGAGGUGGUUUGCCGCCUCCUCUGUUGCCAUUUAGCAGCAAUUCAACUUUACCCCCUCAUCUUGGAUUUGGUAGAAUGGCAGCAGCUCCUGGAUCUGAUCAGCCGUUUAGGGUAGCAGCUCAAUCAACUAUUAAUCAGCAGAACAACCAGUACACAAACAUUUUGAGGAAUCAAUCUUCCAUGGGACCUGCUAUUCUCAGUCAUGGCGGCGACAGAGUGAGGCAAGACCAUUUAGGUCAGCAAUCUUUUGUUAAUGUUCUGCAUCCUUGGGGGAAUAACCUAUAUCCUGAAGGAAUGGGAGCUCAAAUUCCGGGAUGGAUUGGCAUCCAACCUGCCCCUGUCAAUCAAUUUCCCAAGAGGCUAGGUGUCCAGCUUAAUGAUGGGGCUAUUUCUCAAGCAACUCGAGAGGGUGUUCUUCCUGGGACGGUUGGCAUCCAGCAAACUAGAGGGGGUAACUCAUAUCAGUCUCAAGAUCAUGGACCUAAAAUGCACCCCACUGAACUUCUUCUUCCCCCUUUUGCAAUGGGUCGGCCUCAAGGUGGUUCAUCAGCCGAGUUUAAUGUUAGUGGACUCCCGUAUCAUGCUGGUCAAGGCGUUCCAAUUUCAAAGGUUGAUGUGGCCCCUCAGGGUUCAUAUAUUGAUGCUCCCACUUCCCUUAAAAGAAGAAGACCAAGUAGAGCCCCUCCAACUGCUCCGACAUGUCAGCGAAGGAGAACAUUGACUCGACAUAGUAAUCAACAGCUGAUAGCACAUCAGAGGCCGAUCACUAUUGCUCCAGUUCCUGCAUCUUCUCCUUCUCUCCCUUCUCUCCGUGCAAAGUUGCAAGGAUUGGAGGAACCAGUUCAACCCGUUGGAGAGAAGUGCAUGUUAUGCAAGAGGAAUGUGAUGUUCAAUCCUGAAGGCCCUUUUUCUCGUCCUGCUAUACCGCCAGCCGUUGCUGUUCUUCCCUGUGGGCAUGUAUUUCAUGACCACUGCCUGCAGAAAAUCACACCACAAGACCAGUCAAACAAUCCUCCUUGCAUACCUUGCGCUAUAGGUGAAACAUAGUGUGAUGGUUUUCCCCAAUUGUUUUGGAAGGGAGGGGGCAUAAAUUUUGUAAUUUUGGCACAUUGCAAACGAGAAUGGAAGGGCUCCCAACCUUUUUUUUGUAAAGGAUUAAGGUAUAGUUCGUGGAACUGUACAUAUAGGAGGUGGGGUGACAAUAGGAGACCCCCCAUGGGUAGAGAUUAUGUAAAGUUACAUAGAAACUCAGCAACUUAACCCCGGUGAAUGAGAGAAGUAUUAAACUGGAACUUACAAGUUAGAAAUUAUGUAUUAAACAAUGACUGAUUCUAUAAUAGGGCAGAGAUUUUUUCAAAGCA